AUCAGCACAUGUGUAAACAGAGAAGCCAAAUUACCUCUGAGCAAUUUAUAAACUGUAUCGUUGUUUUUAAACGGUAGAUAUAAACAAUAACUAGACAUUUAUAUUGAAACACAGUUAAUAACAAAAUGGCAGAAGACAGCGACGACGGCAUGGACGCGUUCAUAGACAAAUUUAAAACCGAAAGAUAUAAAAAUGCUUUCGAUGAAAACAACUGGGAAGAGGAGUUUGACAAAAUACCCAUGUUUAUGAAAAAAGCGCCUGAAAACUUUGAUCCAAAAGAAUACCCAGAUUUGGCUUGUAUUCAGGCUUUAGUCCACGAUGAAGACAGGUCUCCAGAAGAAAAAGCCCAGAGCCUGAAAGAUGAGGGGAAUGCGUACUUUAAAGAGAAGAACUACAAAAAGGCUGUAAUCGCAUACUCAGCAGGGUUGCAUCUUAAAUGUGCCGAUGAAGAGCUCAACAUUGUUCUUCAAACGAACCGGGCCGCUGCACAUUUUUAUUUAGGUAAUAUGCGUUCUGCUCUGAACGAUGCCACAGCUGUAAAGAAGAGGAAACCAGACCAUCUCAAAGCUUUGAUCAGAGGUGCUCAGUGUUGUAUUGAGCUGCGGAGCUUCGCCGAUGCCGUCCAGUGGUGCGACGAGGGCCUUAAGGUCUAUCCCGCCGACAAAAAGCUCCUGGAGCUCAGAACAACAGCAGAUAAACACAAGAGAGCAGCAGAUAGAGAUGCUCGGAAGGCCAAAGCCAAAGAAAAGAAGGUGCUCGGAGAGAAAGAAGCUCUUCUGGCUGCUAUAAAGGGUCGAGGUGUCAAACUCGUCCAGUCUUCAAAACCUCGUCGACACAGUUCAGACAGUGACGACGAGGAUGAAGGCUCGUCGUCGGCGUUGGCUCAGUUGAACCUCGACGGCCUCAGUUCUAAAGACGCCACGGGGGCUCAGGUGUUCCUGGAUGAACAGGGUUCCCUGCACUGGCCUGUGUUGUUCCUCUACCCCGAACACCAACAGAGCGACUUCAUCUCCGCCUUCUGUGAAAACAACUGCUUCAUAGAUCACCUGGUGGUCAUGUUUGGAGAAGAACUUCCACCUUGGGACACAGACAGAAAAUACCAGCCACAAAAUCUGCAGCUGUUCUUUGAAGAUGAACAAAAGGAAAGUCUUUACCACGUCGACCUAGAGACGUCACUUCUGAAAACGUUGCAGCAUAAAAGGUUUUUCGUCAAGGCCGGCACUCCCAGCUUCAUCGUUCUGGUGAAAGGCUCAUCAUUCAGCAAGCAGUUUUUGACAGGAAAGAGAAUUCAAGGGUUGUAGAAACACUACCCUUCAACGUAUGGACUUUUAAUAUGUACGUGUGUUUUCAAUCCUAAAGGACUGGUUAUGUUUGUGAAAGGACGCCGAAGACCAGGAGUCAGUUACAAGAUAGAUUUAUGAUAAUGGACGAGAUCAAAGUCGACAUUAAAUUAACAAGUGGUGUCAGUCACAACAAACCCUGCCCCUCGCACAUAGUUUGUCCAUUAUAAGUAAAUGGGAAGCUUUUAAAACAGGGCUCUCAAACUCAUUUUCUUUUCAUGGGACCACAUUCAGCCUGA
Molecule: messenger RNA, 1579 nt
Organism: Sphaeramia orbicularis (orbiculate cardinalfish)
Lineage: Eukaryota; Metazoa; Chordata; Actinopteri; Kurtiformes; Apogonidae
Gene: ttc4
Product: tetratricopeptide repeat domain 4
Exons: 10
Coding region: 126-1301 (391 amino acids)
Biological process (GO): protein folding
Cellular component (GO): cytosol; nucleus
Molecular function (GO): Hsp70 protein binding; Hsp90 protein binding
Source: RefSeq, a predicted model, not a curated record